CCGGUCGAAAGUUGAAAAAAGCUGGUAAGGAUAUUCCAAUGACGUCCGGGACAAAAUCUCAAAUUAUGAUGCGUCUUGAGAAAAUGGUGGAAGAGUCCGAUAUUAUGCACGGCGCCAUCCGUAGUGUAGAUUUUGAUGAAGGUGUUUUCGGAAUUGCUCAUUCCGAAAUAAUUGCAAAGGAGGACAUGCAACAACUUUUUGAACACGAAGAAUUGGGCAUCGCUGUCAUUCAUGCAUACAUAUGGUAUAUGUAUGUAACAUUGAUGCGGAGAACUGAAUUGUGUAACCGAUUCAAUUUUAUUGCUGCUUCCCGUAUCAACACAACGUUUAUAACGAAAAAUCCAACAUCCAUAAAGAAUGAACUAGUCGAUAGAUUCAUGGCGGCCGGCGAUAAUACUACACCCAGUUUGUAUUUUUUACCGUUUAAUUCUGGCAACGGUGGUCACUGGGUGUUGGUUGCUAUGGAUCUUUCGAGACUAAUGGUGUAUUAUCUCGAUUCGUUAUCGGGUGAUUGGAGUAAAUAUUCGAGUAUGAAGAAGACGGUUGACGCGACAAUACUAAAAUUUAGAUCGAAAAAGAAUUAUCGUAAUAGGAAGGACAUUACCUGGGUCAGAGUUCAGUGUCCUCAGCAAAACAUUUCGGUCGAUUGCGGAUUUUUUGUAUUGAGAUUUAUGAGAGAUAUCAUUGCGUUGAAUCGUAUAGACAUCCCAAAAAUGUACUUUGAGGAAUACAAAUCUUACUCAAGAGCUCAUUUGGAUGAAAUGAAGGAUGAAUUGUGUCAAUUCAUUGUUGAUCAAAGAAUCAUAUAGCUAGGUUGUAUAUUGUUGUACAUAUAUGUAUGAAAUGUUGUUGUUGUAUGCUGUUGUUGUAUAUAUGUUGUAUAUUGUUGUUGUACUUUUACUAAAUCAUGAAUAUGUUGUUGUAUAUUGUUGAUCAAAGAAUCAUAUAUUAAUGUUGUAUAUAUGGAGGAUUAAUGUUGUAUAUAAAUGGAUUCAUGUUGUAUAUAUCAAUGGAUUAAUGGUGUAUAACAUUGGAUUAAAGGAUGAAAUCAAUAUGAAUUUUACACUUUUGCAGCAUGCGAACAGGUUCCCAAUUAAAUAUCCAC
This is a messenger RNA of Lathyrus oleraceus (garden pea), 1105 nucleotides long. RefSeq lists its product as uncharacterized. Gene Ontology annotation, biological process: protein desumoylation; proteolysis. Lineage: Eukaryota; Viridiplantae; Streptophyta; Magnoliopsida; Fabales; Fabaceae. The transcript has 6 exons. Gene Ontology annotation, cellular component: nucleus. The coding region runs from base 39 to 809 and encodes 256 amino acids. The record is from RefSeq and is a predicted model, not a curated record. Gene Ontology annotation, molecular function: deSUMOylase activity.